UUUUAAAAUACGUUAGGUGUAAACGCGUUCUCCACUUCAUGAUGAGGUAUGGCGCCACUAACUUAUAAACGUAUCUGUAUAGCAAUCCCGAAGCCCCUGGAGAAUGUAAAAACGAUUUUUAUACGACUAUGUUUGUACAAAUAGAAGAAAUGAAAUCAAAUUUAAGAAAAAUAGAAGAAAAACUUUUCGAAAUAAGUGAUGAUCUUUUUAGUAUGUUUCUUAAAAAUAUGGAACGAUCAAAUCCUAAGCUUUUGGAGACAGCCAUUGAUGCUUCUUCACAGUUUGAGAUUGUGAGGAAAAUAUGUAGUGAACAUCACAAAGUUGUCAGUGAAAAUAAAUAGUGCAGUAAUUAGAGCUUAAAAUGGUUCAGAGAAAAGUUUAAUAUGGAUGACCGGCGUUAUUAGAAUUUACUUUUCUCAUUCUUCGUAUGCAGUCAAUUGUAUUGUUCCCUCCUACUAAAAUUCUGUUUGUUCAUUUUUAAUUUGCCGAGUGAGAGUCUUUUGAAUACAACAUUUGAAAGAUUUUGGUAUCUUUGCUACAUAAAAAAGUUUUAGGAAAUAUCAGGAGAUCUGAAUUUGUCUCUCAUAUCCUCACUAUGAUUCAUUCAAUAAGUAACAUAAGGAAAUACAUUUUUACGGUAAUUUCCCAUAGAGUUUUACAUCUACAAAUAUCUAUCCACAACGUUUAAAAUGUUGUUGUUGUUGGCAAAUUGAAAAUAAAUGUACGCAGGCUAUUUUGUAAACUGGUGAUAAAAUUUAUGUUAGAUUCAUG
This is a messenger RNA of Schistosoma rodhaini, 771 nucleotides long. NCBI's taxonomy places the organism in Eukaryota, Metazoa, Platyhelminthes, Trematoda, Strigeidida, Schistosomatidae. The record is from the annotation of a GenBank genome assembly.